AUGAGCUGUGGCACCAAGUCCUCGAGCAGCAGCACCACCAGGAUUAGCAGUGGAGGAGGUGGUGGUGGUGGUGGUGGUGGUGGAGGUGGUGGUGGUGGAGGUGGUGGUGGUGGAUCUCGUAGGUCUGGUGGAUACUCCUCCAUGUCGAGUAGGAAAUACACCUCCUCUGGAGGAGGUGGAGGCUUCUCUGGGAGAAGCUUUGGUGGAGGAAUCUCCAGGAGCAGCUAUGGAGGAGGCUUCAGCAGCGGCAGCUGUGGAAGGAUCAGCCGCAGCAGCUACGGGGGGAGGAUGAGUGGUGGCAGCUAUGGAGGGGGAAUGAGCUGUGGAAGCAUGGGAGGAGGGUUUGGAUCAGGUGGGGGUGGGUUUGGGUCUGGCAUGGGAGGUGGCUAUGGAUCUGGCCUUGGUGGAGGUAGCUUUGGUUGUGGUGGCUACAGCGGAGGUGGAUUUAGCGGCUUUGGGAGUGGCGGUGGUGGCUUCGGUGGUGGCAGCUUUGGUGGUGGCAGCUUUGGUGGUGGCAGCUAUGGUGGAGGUGGCUUUGGGGGGUUUGAAGAUGGGGGCCUGCUCUCCACCAACGAGAAGCUGACCAUGCAGAACCUCAACGACCGCCUGGCCUCCUACCUGGACAAGGUGCGGCGGCUGGAGGACGACAACGCUCAGCUGGAGCAGCUGAUCCGGGAGUGGUACCAAAGCCACGGCCCCACGGCUGCCAGGGACUACAGCCAGUACUACAGAACCAUCGAGGAGCUGCAGAGCCAGAUUGUUGGUGCAAAUGUGGACCUGAACAAGAUCCUCCUUGACAUUGACAACACCAGAAUGACUGUGGAUGACUUCAGGCUGAAGUAUGAGACUGAGUGCAGCCUGCACCAGAGCGUGGCCAGCGACAUCAACGGCCUGCGGCCACUGCUGGACCAGCUGACCCUGGCCAGGUCCGACCUGGAGACCCAGUUUGAGUCCCUGAAAGAGGAACUGAUCUACCUGAGGAAGAACCACGAAGAGGAGAUGCAAGGCCUGCAGACCCAGUCUGGAGGGGAUGUCAGCGUGGAGGUCAAUGCCACCCCUGGCAUUAACUUGAUGGAGAAGCUGAACGAGAUGCGCUGCGAGUACGAGAGGCUGAUCGAGAACAACCGCAAGGAGGUGGAGAGCUGGUACGAGACCAAGAUGGAAGAGGUUAACCAACAAGUCCACUCCAGUGGCCAGGAGAUCCAAUCCAGCAACCAGCAGAUCUCUGAGCUGAGACGAGAAUACCAGAGCCUGGAGAUCGAGCUGCAGUCACAGCUCAGCAUGAUAGAUUCCCUGCAGUCCAACCUGGACGACACAGAGCGGCGCUACAACCUGCAGCUGCAGCAGAUCCAGGCCAUGAUCGGCCCCCUGGAGGAGGAGCUGGCCAGCAUCCGCUGCGAGAUGGAGAGCCAGAACGAGGAGUACAAAAUGCUGCUGGGCAUCAAGACCCGCCUGGAGCAGGAGAUUGCCCAGUACAGGGCACUGCUGGAGGAAGGGCAGCAGGAUCUCGUGAUGCCAUCAGGAGGCUUGGGAGGAGGCAUGGGAGGUGGUAGAGGUGGUGGCUACACUUCUGGAGGAGGAGGAAGAGGAGGAGGAGGGGGUGGCAUGAGUGGUGGCUAUGGAGGGGGUGGCAUGAGUGGUGGCUAUGGAGGUGGUGGCAUUUCCUCUGGCAGUGGAAUGGGAGGAGGAAGCAGUGGAGGAAUGGGUGGAGGAGGAAUGGGAGGAGGAGGAAUGGGAGGAGGAGGAGGAAUGGGAGGAGUAAGUGGAGGAAUGGGAGGGGGAAGUGGUGGUGGCUGCAGUAACAUUGGAGGAGGAGGAGGCGGAGGAAGGACCUCAGGAGGCAUCAGCAGUUCCCACUCCUAUUCGUCAUCCUCCCAGUCCCAGUCCUGCAGGAGCGGUGGUGAAAGCCAAGGCUGUGGAAGGAGAUCUUUCGACUAG
This is a messenger RNA of Indicator indicator, 1938 nucleotides long. Its product is annotated as keratin, type I cytoskeletal 10-like. The transcript has 8 exons. NCBI's taxonomy places the organism in Eukaryota, Metazoa, Chordata, Aves, Piciformes, Indicatoridae. Gene Ontology annotation, cellular component: keratin filament. Bases 1 to 1938 code for a protein of 645 amino acids. The record is from RefSeq and is a predicted model, not a curated record. Gene Ontology annotation, molecular function: structural molecule activity.